Molecule: messenger RNA, 3114 nt
Organism: Colletotrichum graminicola M1.001
Lineage: Eukaryota; Fungi; Ascomycota; Sordariomycetes; Glomerellales; Glomerellaceae
Exons: 3
Coding region: 1-3114 (1037 amino acids)
Biological process (GO): regulation of transcription by RNA polymerase II; DNA-templated transcription
Cellular component (GO): chromatin
Molecular function (GO): zinc ion binding; DNA-binding transcription factor activity, RNA polymerase II-specific; RNA polymerase II cis-regulatory region sequence-specific DNA binding
Source: RefSeq, a predicted model, not a curated record
AUGGCUUCUAUUCUGCCUGCGCACUCCACCAACUUCAAACCCUCCAUUUCCCUGUCUUCCACUAGUCCUGCGACGAUGGCGUCAAAACACGACCCGCGGGCGAGUCCGCAACGCUACAUUAAGCAGGAACACGAGCCGGGGAGAGGCAGGCCGCGGCAAAUUUCUGAAGACAAGGAUGUCGACAUUAUGGAUGAUGACGAGGCCGACGGCGACGAAGGCAAAGCUGGCUCUUCCAACUCGGACGGCGGCCCUGCAAGGAAGAGACGGAGGAGUCGCAAAGGCCUGGACAAGAAGUUCGAGUGCCCUCAAGAGGGCUGUGGGAAAAGCUACUCUCGGGCCGAGCAUUUGUACCGUCACCAGCUGAACCACACACCCAAGCAGAUAUAUGCCUGUGACUUCCCCGAAUGCAGCCGCACCUUUGUGCGGCUCGACUUGUGUAACCGUCAUAGAGACCGUCACACGGCAAAAGGGUCUGCUUUGAAUCGCAAAGAUUCGCUGAUGAGCCAUCUGUCUCCUACUGCAGAUCGGCCUCCUUUUCCCCUGGCCGGGUCUGCCUCGCCCGAGACCAGUCGACCGGGCAAUGGGUUCGCCAACCUGCGGCAGGCUCAGAUGCAGUACCAGCCCCCCAAAGAUGUUUCUGGUAGCCCGUUUGCCCAGGCAACGAAUACCCCCCCCGGAUACCCCAUGGGCGCGCAUCCCGGUUCCAUGAACAACUACAUGCAUCACGAUAACGGUUAUGGUGGUCUCCAGGCCCAUCGGCCUCCGCAGCAGUCGCCGAACGGGCCGGGCCCGACAGUUCAAGCGAACGGGGCAUACAUGUCCCCAACCCCAAGUCAAAACGGCUACCACACCCAACCGCACAGCGCCCCUCAGCCUGUGACGUACACCAACCAGCAAAACUUCCCGGCCUUCAACCUACCUCCCUCCGAUUUCCCCAACGGGGCGGGCAGCGGACCCCGCGAGGGCCAAACGUACGCGCCGACCACCUCUGCAGAAUACUCGGAGCAGGGCCAUACCCAACAAUCGGGCGAGAUGAUGUUGCUCGACCAGAUGUCCAUGCCCGGGACGAUCCCAGUCUUUGGAAGCGACAGUAUAUUGAGCAAAUCGCCAUAUGUCACAAUCCCGGAAGACUUUGUUGCCUAUUUGUUCAACACGCAACAAGGGGAAGGCUCGCCAAUGGGCCACAUGGUAGCUCCAGGGUACGUAAACAACUACGGGGAGGUGCAAAACUCCUACAGUGUUCCAUACGUAGGAACAGAUGGCGUGCCGGCGGGCUAUUUCCCCUCGGGUCCUCAGCAGGUCAUGGCCGUCAACAACUUGCUCGACCAGAACCUCCCGGAGGCCACCAUCUCCGAGGAAAAGAGCCAGGAGAUCUACGACUUCAUCAACCAAAGGUUUCACGAGAACGACCAAGCUCCAGCGCUGCGGCAGCGUGACAGUAUCCUUGAAGGCGAUCGUAGCGAUGGCGACCACAUGCUCAGCAAACGAAUGAUGCAGGCGUACAUCGGGUCGUACUGGGUCCACUUCAGCGACCAGAUCCCCAUUCUUCACAAACCAACCUUCUCUCCCGACAGAACACCCAACUUACUGCUCCUUGCGAUGAUGACAAUCGGCGCCGCCUGCCUCGACAAGACCCACGGGCAGAAGGUCACAAAGGCUGGGGCGCAGUUGUCCAACUUCUUGGCCUGGCAUCUUCGAUGGGAAAUAUUCAUGGACCCGAACUUCAGACCUCCCGCCAAGCUGUGGGUGUUCCAGACACUUCUCCUCCUCGAGCUCUACGAGAAGAUGUACUCGACGAGGGAGCUGCACGAGAGGGCCCAUAUCCAUCACGCGACAACCAUCACCCUGAUGCGCCGUGGACGGUCGCUGAUCGGCAAGUCAUCCCUCGAUUCGCCACCCAAUCCUCGAGACGACAAGACGAACGGCUCUCGGCACUCCUCAACAUCGGGCGUGGCUCACACUGCAGAUGAAUGGUGGAACCACUGGAUUACCAACGAGUCGACCAGGCGGGCUGCCUUUGCGGCAUUUGUCAUCGACUCGAUCCACGCUACGAUGUUUGGGCACUCUACGGUGAUGGUCACUCACGAAAUGAGGCUGCCGCUGCCAUGCGAAGAUGCUCUGUGGAAGGCCACGAGUGGCGCAGAAGUCGGCAGGAUUGAGUCCAACCUCCUGUCCAACGGGGUCAAGCCCCUUUCUUUCCUGGAAGGGUUGAAACGGACACUCAGCGGGCAAGGGGUGCAAACUAACCCUUUCGGCCGCAUGGUUCUCAUGGCCGGUCUUCUCAGCGUCAGCUGGCACAUGAACCAAAGGGACCUUCAAGUCAACGUGCUCGGCGGCGGCGUGUCUCAGGCGCUGGGUGGCCGAGACAAGUGGCGAGGUACUCUCACGAGAGCCUUUGACGCUUGGAAGGAAGAUUUCGACAAGUCGCUGACGAGGAACGAAGGCUCUUCUGAUCCUUACCGGUACGACUCUGCGAAGAAGAACGAUGCCAACGUUGUCUUUGAAAGCCGGACGGUGUUACAUCAUCUUGCUCACAUGGCGAUGCACGUUGACAUUGUCGACUGCCAAAUCUUUGCUAGGGCGAAAAGGCUUCUGGGAAGGGCCAUUGGACAACAGGACCUCAACAGCGCCCAGAGAAGGAUGAGAGAUCUCUGGGCGCCAUCGGCCAAAGCCCGGGACGCCACGUUCUAUGCACUAAAGUUUCUGAAGUCCGUCCUUGUGCCCGAUGCGAACCACUUGCCGCAGGCCAACGGUUACAAGUACGACGAGCCUUAUACAGCGCGUGACGAUGUGCUCCUCAACAGACCGUGGGUCUUGUACUUUGCCGCCCUAGUCGUCUGGUGCUACGGUUUCGCCCUGGAAGGCCCUUGCCCUGGGACACCGGUACCGGGGACUAAGCAGGAACAGGUGCACCAAAUGCGGGAAUACCUGACGAAAUAUGGCGGUGCGAACUCGCCCGAUGAUCUCAAGGUGAUGAAAGGGGUCAACACCAACACUGCGCUGUUGCUGGUUCUGAAGGACUCUUUUGGAACCACACGCUGGGAGCUCUUGCACGAGGGUGCCAACCUUCUCAACAACUGUCUUCAGCUGAACACUGGAGCCGCCACGAUGUGA